GCUGCCUGGCUACAACCCAGUAAGUACAUCUUGAUGAAAUUUAUGAAGUAUAACCAAAUAGGGCCGAGUGAUGUGUCAGUCUUAUAUCAUGGACAAUCUGAAUUUGUCAACUGAUUUUUUUGUUGUGAGAGAGGCUUCAGUAAUUGUUUUAAAGGUAAGAAUUGAUCACUGUAUGCUACAGAGAGCAUUGGACUGUUUUUUUUAUGUUUAUGCUGCUAGGCUAGUGAGCAUAUUGUGUAUCCCAAAAAUGUGGAAAAACCUAUUAUAAAUUUUUUGUAACUAGCUUACAUUGUACAAGAGGCAAGAAUAAUUGUGGAUCAUGAUUCUACCUCAAAAGAUCAUGAUUUUUGACCAGAUAGCCCAGCCCUAAAACCUAAGAUGAAACAUCAUUUAAUGCAUCUUGUUAAUGUCAUUAUUUUUGUUUUACAGCACGGAGCACUGAAAUCCACAUCCAGUCACCAUUUACUUCUCCAGCUUCCUCGACGCACUCCUCAUUCUCCUCUGACUCGCCAAGUUGGCAAAUACCUGCUGCUGAUUGGGUUGACAGCUUCAAGAUUCCAUGGGAGAAGUUUCCAGAAGCGUUGAUACAUUGCUUUGAGAGAAACAAAAGCCCUAGCCCACGAUUACGACGAGAAAUGAUACGGAUUGUUGUUUCUGACAUGAUGAAAGCCUGUGCUUCACCCAGUAAACAAGCUUCCACAGAAGUAGCCAAAAGAAUUGUUGUGAAGUAUCCGCAGUCAUUGCAAGAUGUCAUAGAAGGUGAUGUGGUGGGAACAGGAUAUCGCUCACUAGCUAAGCAGUUACAAACCUGAAUCAAAAAUGUGAGGCGGUGUUCAUCACCAAAGAUGAUUAAGCGCAGACGAGGGUCAGAAGAAUACGACAGAGGAAAUCCCAGCCGACAAAAGGGCAGCUGUUCAGGACACAUAUGGUUGCAUAAAGUGGGACAUGAAAUACAUGCUACUUGAUGAGACACUAGAAACACUGCAGGAAAAGAAAGACAAAAUGAAAAUGCUCAAUGAACAGACCAACUUCAGUCCAGAUGAUGUGAAAGUGCAUAUGAAGUGCACCUACUACACUCAACGUAAAGAGAUAAACAAGGGAACACAACUGCAGUCACUUGUGGAGGACUGGCCUUUUUGUUUCAGGAGAUUGGAAUGACAGUCCACUUCCAGGAGCUCACUGGGGUAUCACUAAAGGAGACUUUUCUGAACAGCGUAGAGAAAAAAGGAAAGCGACUUCUGGACUUUAUAAAAAACAUUUGUGCAGCAAAGAGCAAACGAGUUUUGCAGGUCAUCACCAGGCUGGAAAUUCUGAGAGGACAGUUGGAGGGCUGUUCAGAAGAUGUGAAGGAUAUGGUGCUCCUUCUUCCAUCCUGUUUUGAUGAGAAAGAACAGAGCCUCCUCCACUAUGUAGAAACAACAUGUCUGGCAAAAGAAGUAGAUGUGGAAAGCCUGCCUGUGACACCUUGCAUCAUUGUAUGUGGACCUACCUGCUGUACCUCAACGUGGUUUAUGCUGAGUGUAGACCGCAAGGUUGUGAAUGACCUCAUCCCCACUUUCAUCUCUGCCAUCUGUUUGAUGUUCGGGAGCUACUAUUGCCUCAAUAUCCACUAUCCCAUGGAGCUGGGUUCUACGCUUGAGUUCCUUCAGAGGUGUUUCUUCAACAUCAAUCCAGAGAAGGGCACAAAAGUUGAGACAAAGAAAAACAAGAAGCAACUGUCAGUGAACCCAAGAGUCCUCACCCUCAUCGCAGAUCUCCCUGAUCAUGAGUGGAGAGAAACAUGUUGAAGAUGGAGUUAACUGUUAAGACUAAACUUUCAUGCACUGUUCAGAUUCAAGUUCACACAUGAAACUACGUGCUAUAGACUUCAACAAUACUGAAACAUUCUUAAAAACUUGCCAGUUUACACCAAUAUGUUAUAGAUGAGACGGUGUAUUGUUUCCAUAGCAAUUAAUCUCUAUACUACUGUUCUAAUAGCUGGCUUUUCAGCCUUUUUUGUUUCUGAAUAUAUUUGUGUCUUCAGAUAUAAGUGAGGAUAGCGAUGUUGAGUUUACAGGUAGAGUUGCAUUUAUAGUAUUGAUGCACAAAAAAGUAAAAAGGAGUCUGCGCACAACAAAAAAUUGCUCCGAUUGCAGCCAGUAGCGUGAAAAAUAAAUAAACAGAAAAGACACAAGGUGGCAUCAUCAACCAUCCCACCUUGUAUAUAAUAUAUUAAAUGAUCUGAGAAUAAUGAUAGUAAAAUUGGACUUACACACACCAAUAUAAAAAAAACGCAACAGUGUACAAACUCCUUUUACUUUUUUGUGAUUACUUGGUUCAGUUUGUGUUGCACCCGAUACAGCACCUGGAUGUGUGCACUUUUUCAAUUUAAGAUUGAUGCCCUGAGAUGCAGAAUAAUUCAAUUCAAUUCAAUUCAAUUUUAUUUAUAUAGCGCCAAUUACAGUCAAAUUGUCUCGAGACGCUUUACAGAACCCAUAUGCCUGACCCCCAGAGCAAGCCAAAAGGCGACAGUGGCAAGGAAAACACCCUUUUAACAGGGAAAAAAACCUCGAGCAGAACCCGGCUCUAAUGUGGGGGGACCCAUCUGCCUGCUGGCCGGGCGGGUUGAGAGGGACAGAAGAGGUAGAGAGGUAGAGAUAGAGGGGUAGAGAUAGAGAUAGAGGGAUACAGAUAGAGGGGUAGAGAUAGAGAGGUGGGGGGGUGGGACACAAGGACCAUAAAACACAGCCACACAUCUGAAGCAUCCAGCAUCCAGCUCUGGGACCAGGGACACUCGGAGAAAGGACACAGAAAGAAACAGAGUGAAUGUAAUGCAAUAAUGGUGUAUAUAUAGUAAAUACAUAGGUAGUUAGAGAAGGGCUCAGUGCAUCAAGAGAGGUUCCCCAGCAGUCUAGGCCUAUAGCAGCAUAACUAGGGGCAAACUAAAGGGACGUCAAGAGGGGAAGUCAGUUGUGCAAAUGAAAACACCAGCUCACCCCGUCAGGGUCACCCAGUCAGCCCUAACUAUAAGCUUUGUCGAAAAGGAAGGUUUUAAGCCUGGUCUUAAAAAUAGAGAGGGUGUCCGCCCCCCGAACCCAAACUGGGAGCUGGUUCCACAGGAGAGGUGCCUGAUAACUGAAGGCUCUGCCUCCCAUUCUACUUUUAGAGAUUCUAGGAACAACAAGUAAGCCUGCAGUCUGAGAGCGAAGAGUUCUGCUAUCAGGUCUUUAAGAUAUGAUGGAGAUUGGUUGUUAAGAGCUUUAUAUGUCAGAAGAUGUAUAUAAUGUUCUUUGAUGUCUACAUUGUUAGCAUCAUAGUUUUAAUAAACAGUUUUGAGAUGUCAUAUGUAUGUAAUGUGACUUGAAAUGUUAGAGAUUACUAAUUCCCAACGAUCAGCUGCAAUACAAGAGCAUUCUUUUUUUGUCAUUUGUGUUUGAGGCUGUUUCAGUUCGGUCAGACAAUUAAAAUGGAAGACUGUCUUUAUAUGUUCUGAAAACAGUAAAGGGUGGUUUACUUCUGGGUUAGCUCAGAGUUAGUUUUCAGAUUUAUUUAUUCAUAGUCUGUUUGGAGAAGUAGACAGUACUUAACUUCUGUGCAUGUACUCCUGUCUGUUUCUCUAAACAUGGGAUGUGCUGACAGUCAUCUACUGUAGGUACUGACUAUGGAGAAAGUAAAAUCACAUAACCCUAUGCUACAUUUUUUUUUUGUAAAUCAAUACUGCAUUUGAGUUAAUAAAACAGUGUUAUGAAAAACA
Molecule: messenger RNA, 3733 nt
Organism: Amphiprion ocellaris (clown anemonefish)
Lineage: Eukaryota; Metazoa; Chordata; Actinopteri; Pomacentridae
Exons: 3
Coding region: 1155-1787 (210 amino acids)
Source: RefSeq, a predicted model, not a curated record